UGUUUGAAGAGUUUGCCAUUAAAAUCAGUACGUUGAAUGUGGGGGGGAAGGCUUCCACGUCUACUUUUGCAACUUUUAAGGCCGUGAAAAAACACACAUCGGCCUGAAAAAGGGAACAUAAUGAAAGAAGGCAUCUGAAUGAGCUUUAAAGACGGAUGAGUGACUUUUUUUUUUUAAGCUGGAGCUGCUUCCUCGUUCGAGAGAGGGCUGAAAUAUCUCAACAUCCUCACAAAGAAACUUUGCUUUGCUAAGCUGCUAACUCGCCAACGACUCAGAGAACAACAACAAAAAAACUAACACCAGCUUCUGCACAAUAAAACGUUUAUAUUUCGAGCUGAGUGAAGUCAGUUGUUGAAUUCACUCUGAGGUUAUGGAGAAGUUUGUAACGGUUUACUGGUAACCAUCAUCAUCAUCACUACAAGAGGAAGAGUUGGUAAAACUUUAGCCCAGCUACGAGCAGCGGUCAUUUUCCAUCCCCUGGAGCUGGGAGACCAGUUUUAGGUAGUUUUUGUUGUUUGUUUUACUGGUUUUUCAAGCUGGUUAUCGUAAACAUGUCUGGCCGAGUUGGAGCUGGACAUCCCCGGCCUGCUUCUCUGGGUCCGCAGCCUCUCAAAGCGACUGUUCCCUUCAGGCUGGCCAGCAAACCCAGACCGAACCAGAGGGAUGGCAAAUCAGUUGGAAAAAAUAAACUGCACCAGCUGAGCUCAGGCAUGAGGCGGACGAUGUCCCUGGACGCCAUCAUCGGGACCUACCUGCAGGGACACUGGCCCAAACAGCCUGAAGGCCCUUGCAGUCCUUCCUGUAAAGACAAAUCAACCCAGACCCCAGACUCAUGGGUGGAGAAGUCCCAAAGAAGGCGAGCUAGCUACGGCAGCAGCCACAAACGCUCAGCAUCAUGGGGCAGUACUGAGCAUCUGCGAGAGAUCGCUAAACUAAAACAACAGCUGCAGCAGGGGAGCAAGCCUGCAGCCUCUGGGGUGCAUGACAGAGAUUGUCAGUGUUAUAAUCCUCAUGGGAGCUGUAGCCUAGGAGCAACUCAGACGCAGCCUGUGCCCAUCCCAGUGUCUCCGCUCUCUACCCUCGUCCCCCGACUGCGCUGCAGUGUGGAGGGCCUCAACCAGGAGCUGGAGGGCAUGUUCAUCAGCCAGUCUCCACCUCCGCAGCAUAAGCUACUUGAAGUCCCAGACGGUCACCGUGCUCCCAUCCCUCUGCACAGCUGCAGCAGCGGUUCACAGAGCGACUGUGCCACCACACCUUUGUCCUCAUCCUCCUGCUGCUCAUCCCCUUCCUCCUCACCUCAACCUUACUCUCUAGAUGCUCCUCUGGACCCUCACCAAGGUUCAGCAGAGAAAUGUCUAGUGUCUCCAGUGACCUCCCAAAGUGAGGCUGAGCUGCCUCUGCCACCACAAAUCUCCACCUCUCCAGGACUCAACAAAAGUUUCUGCUUCCAGAGAGAGCCUCCAGAGGGCUGCGAGAAGGUCCGAGUCUGGGAGGAGUUCAGUAUUCCACUUCAGCACAAACAGGCCCUGGUCUCCUCCUGCCCCGAUCCCAACAAGGUGAACUUCACCCCCCAUGGAGGCUCAGCCUUCUGUCCUGUCAGCCUCCUGAAGCCCCUGUUUCCUUCCAUGGACAUGUUGAUCCGCAGCCUCACAGUCUCUCCCGUCGGAAACUGUUCAAGCCAAGGAUUGAGCUCCUGCCAGACUGCUUCGUCUGGGAACCGGGCUUCCUCUCCUGAUCCGCCCGCAGCCUCCACUGUCCUGGGUGACGGUUCGGGAGAAGGCCUCGCCUUCUAAACGUAGCUGCAGCUCUUUUCUGUGAAAAUGACCAUGCAAAUGUUUAACUGGAUGAGGAAAGGCAUGUUUUUAAUGCUCUUUCGGGGAGGGAGGUUUCUUAUUUUAAAAUUAUUUGACAUUACUAACAUUGUUAUUCAACGGGGAGUUGAACAAGUAUGCAGUGAGUUUCAGUAGUGUAACCCUCCUGGUAAGAUUUAAGGUUUUGUUAUGUAAAAACAGAGGCCAUGAUGCAGAGUUUAAAAACAUUUUCUCUCUCUAAUGUGGUAAAUAUCAUACACAGUUCAGCUCAAACCAAACCUGUUGUGGGGGCGGGGGGUUGAAGUCGCAGGAACCUGUUUGAAUAAGUGUGCACAUUAUACUGACAGUUUGAAGCAGUUUUGGAUUCAACCACAGAUUUUUCUUUUCUUAGGGCGGAGGCUAUUUUCUAAACAUGUCACAUAUUUAUAUGACAACUAUUUGGCCACUCUACUAGGAAAGAAAUGUCUCCAAUUCAGUCAGAUUAAGUCCUCUCCUCAAGCUUUACCGAUUAUUUUUAGCCAGAUCCAGUUCUGGACUUUAGGUCUUUGUCAUUUGAAAACUCAAACUUUUCUCUCUUCUAAUUCUUUUCUUGACUUAUGAAUGCAAAGUCGAUCCAAAAAUGAUUAAUGUCCCUGGCUGACUCUGAUUUCAAGUCUCCACAUAAAACCAAGUUGCUUUUUUUAAUGAGACAAAUAAAAAUAAAAUUAAAAUAAUCUGAAAGGAUUUUAUGUAAAUAAAUUAUUGGUGUCCAUUUACUGGAGAUUGUAUAUAAAAUAUACGAGCUUCUCAAAAAUCAUUGGAAAAUCUUUAUUGCUAUUAUUGUUGAUCAGUACCUUGGUGUUGGAGGGCCUCCUGGCCAUCACCCUAAUCCACAGCUCCUCCACAGAGUAAAAUCUGUAUUUCUCUUCUGCCUUUUCUUAACAUUCAUAUUACAUCAAUUUAGAAUAUAUAUUUUAGUAUAUUUAAAAGAUCGCUUUAACUUAGGAGCUUUAUUUUCAAAAAUCCUGAAGUUUUUUGAUAAAAAUACUUUGUCACUGUUAACCAGAUAGUAGCUUCCCUAAUCAGUUUCCAUUUAGUGUUUUUGACAUAUUUUGGGACAUUUUCUGAAAUGUUUCCUAAUUUAUUGCUAUAAAUCCUGUUUCUUAACCUUCUGAUUACCAGCUUUGUGCAGUCAGAUCCUUUUCUUGGUAAUAAAUGGACGUCAAUAUCAGGAAAUUCCCACCAAGAGCAGAACUGUAUGUGAGGUUUAAACAGAUUCGCUGGAUUUGAUGCUGGAUUUUAAACUCAAAGACUGAAAGCUGUAAUUAAACCAAAUAUGCUACAACUUUGUAUUAGUUUAGAAGAGUGCACACUUAUUGAUCUAGGUUAUAGUUCUUUUUUUUUCUUCCCUCCAACAAAUAGUUUUUCUUUUUCAAAGUUAAACUGCGUGGAUUAUGUUACAUUAAAAGUGGGGAGAAAUGGAGCAAAUUAUCAGAAAUUUCAGUUUUUUUCAUAACAAAAACCUGACAUUUUAACCGGGAUAUGUACACUUGAGAUCCAUUGUAACGAAAAGAAAAUACUUUAUAAGCUACAGUUUUUCUUCCCAUGAACUGCUCCCAUUGAAAUUUGAUUUAUUGACCGAAAAUACUGGAAAUGAAGCCUUGAUCUUUAGGCUUUGUUGGAUAAUUAGUCACUCAUUUCCUGCAUAGAUUCCCCUUUUUUCCCCCCAAAGAAUAUGUUGUUUCCUGAUUUCUGUCCAAACCGGAGAGUAGCUCUCAUGAAAACACCGACCUGUUGUUAAAAGGAGUUUUCUUGCUUUUUAAGUAUUCAAAUAUAUUUAAGUGUAACUCUGUGUUGCACCUGUUGCUAGUGCAUGACAAAUCAGCCGGUAAUCUUUGCUUGAUUCAAGAGAAGACAAUGAAGUCGAGUUUUCUUUUUUUUUAUGAUAGACUGAAGGGAAAUUUACGUUAGAUCUGGAAACAUUUAUGCCAAAUAACUUCAGGCCAUGCGUUCUUGUUUUACAGUUUAUGUAAAAGAAAAAAAAAUAUGAGUUAGUUGAUAAAAACAUUAUUUUUUCAUUUUCUAGAUGUAUUAUUAUUGAUGCUAUGUUGAUAGUUUUGAUGUUCCAAAGCCUAGUUGACUACCUAACCAGUUUUAGUGGUAUAGAUGUCUCUUUAAUGUUUGCUCAGUUAUGUUUUUGUUCUGCCAAGCUGACAAGUCGAUCAACUAGUUUUAUUUCUGGUAGACAUGUUUGCACAAAUUGAACUGCUACCUUUUGAGUUGCAAUUGUUUUGUUGUUUGUUUUUUACAUAUUACAUUUGUUUGCAUUUCUUUCUGAUGAUAGUAAAGUGUGUUUUUUAUUUCGUUAUUAGUUACCUGCAGCAUAAGCUAAAAAAAAAAAUGAACUUCUGUUAUUUGUAGUUUUGUUCUGUUGGUGUUUCAUCAUCGGGUGGAGUUUUAUGCACUUCCAGGAGAGGAUUUUCCCCCCUUCACUUGUUUUUUGAUGUGCUGUCUUAUAGAUUUGUGCGUUUGUGUGAGAGAGAGGAU
Messenger RNA from Cyprinodon variegatus (sheepshead minnow), 4337 nucleotides. RefSeq names its product protein FAM117A-like. The transcript is spliced from 8 exons. Lineage: Eukaryota; Metazoa; Chordata; Actinopteri; Cyprinodontiformes; Cyprinodontidae. The record is from RefSeq and is a predicted model, not a curated record. Bases 552 to 1793 code for a protein of 413 amino acids.